AUGAAUCAACCGAAUAAUGUAACAGAGAAUGUUGUAUCUGUAUUUGGAUGUUCGCAGGCUGGAUGUGAAAAUAACGGAUACGAAUCAAUGAAUGGAUCUGAGAUCGUUUGCAUUUUAGAACCACAACCGGAUGAUUAUUUAUCGACAUGGGUUUUGCCUUGCGUUUACAGUAUUAUUUUUCUAUUAGCCCUCAUAGGUAAUGGAUUAGUCUGUUUUGUGGUACUCUCGUCACCGCGCAUGAAAACAGUGACGAACUUUUUUAUAAUGAGCUUGGCAGUGGGUGAUAUAUUAAUGACUUUAUUCUGUAUACCAUUUACUUUUGUGUCAACGCUUAUCUUACGUUACUGGCCGUUUGGUGAAUUAAUGUGUACGUUAGUGACCUAUUCGCAAGCAGUAUCAGUGUUAGUUAGUGCAUACACACUCUCAACAAUAUCAGUUGAUAGAUGUUUUGUGAUAACCCGACCUUUGAAGCCAAGAAUAGAGAAAAAGACAGCUAAGCUAGUGAUAUAUACAGUUUGGGGUGGGGCUUUAGCGACGGCUGCGCCUAUAUUAAUAGUAUCUCAACUGGAGAAACCUUCUUUAUGGCAUCAAGUUUGCGAUUUGUAUGUUUGCAGCGAGAAAUGGACUUAUCCUGGACAGAAUGAACACUACACCUGCGCAUUACUGAUUCUCCAAUUCGCACUGCCGCUGACAACACUCAUUUUUUCGUACGGUUGUAUGGCUUAUAAAGUGUGCAAUGAGCGGCCGCCUGGCGAGGCGGAUAUUGUAAGGGAUAUGCGAAUACAUCAGUCUAAGCGAAAGAUGAUUAAAAUGAUGAUAACCAUUGUGGUCAUAUUCGCGGUGUGUUGGCUACCACUUAAUAUCUUUAACUUAUUAUACAAGGCACACGAAUAUGACGACUACAGGGGCAGAAGACCGCGAAUGCCGUACGGUUGGUUCAUAAGCCACUGCUUGGCCAUGUCGCAUUCCUGCUUCAAUCCAAUAAUAUACUGCUACAUGAACGAGAGAUACCGCAGGGAAUUUGUACAGAAAAACAACGACAAAGCGAUAAAACCCGUUAUACAAUAA
Messenger RNA from Nymphalis io (European peacock), 1068 nucleotides. RefSeq names its product RYamide receptor-like. Bases 1 to 1068 code for a protein of 355 amino acids. Gene Ontology annotation, cellular component: membrane. Gene Ontology annotation, molecular function: neuropeptide Y receptor activity. The transcript is spliced from 5 exons. NCBI's taxonomy places the organism in Eukaryota, Metazoa, Arthropoda, Insecta, Lepidoptera, Nymphalidae. The record is from RefSeq and is a predicted model, not a curated record. Gene Ontology annotation, biological process: neuropeptide signaling pathway.